Molecule: messenger RNA, 452 nt
Organism: Teleopsis dalmanni
Lineage: Eukaryota; Metazoa; Arthropoda; Insecta; Diptera; Diopsidae
Exons: 2
Coding region: 24-350 (108 amino acids)
Source: RefSeq, a predicted model, not a curated record
AACGAUUCAAUUUCAUUUCUAAAAUGUUGUACAUCAAAUUAAAAUUGCCUUGGGUUUUUGUGAUAAUGCUUUUCUUCUCUCAUUUUAUCAUAGGAAUCUGGAGCACUGAAACAGCUAAACGCCAACGAGACGAUUUAUUGCGGGAAGGCUUAGAAAUACUAACAAAUUUGGAUGAGAUUAAAAACACUUUGCCAAAUUUAUUACAGAUAGCACCCAGAAUAUGUCCCAUAUUACAAAUUUUGAUUUCACUAUUUGAGACGAUUUUGCCUAUACUAAAAAAUCACUACGCAUUAAUAAAACCUACCUGCCCGGUAAUUAAAGGUCUUGACGUUGUCUCUAAUGGUAGUUAAAAUAUUUAUUAUGAUGUACUAAGGAUAUUCGUGUUAGCAAAAGCAAUCAAAUUAAAUUAUUAAAUUUUUUUACAAUGCGAAUUAUGAUUUUAAUGUAUGAUU